AACCAGGAAGUACAUAGUUGACGAGUGAAUAUUCCUAACAAGACCUGUACGAGAAUAGCUCGGUAAAGCUGCUGUGCUACAGAAACAUGAUGACCCUUGACGUCCUGCUGUGUUUCACUGCCAUCUGUUCCGUUCCGAUUAUAACAGCAACUCCAUGUCCCGGAGUGGCCCUGUGGGAAUCAGCGUAUGAAAUAACAGGGAACAGACAGAACUUUUCUGGGUUUUUCUGGGUACGUCCCAACGGCGGCGAUUACGUCGUCACCUGCAACCCCGACUGCAGUGAAACGUGGCCUUACAAUGCCACUUACAGUGCCACUUACAAUACCACACAUUCUACCCUGCAUAUAAAUCAUACCUCAAAGACUGACUCCGGAUUGUGGAAAUUCAACGGUGCAACUAAAGAAGCAUCAGCUCCAGUAUGUGAUCUAACGACAGCCAAUCUGCCAACGUGCAACAUAAGCAGUGAUCUAGACCCACAUUCCUUGGAAGAAGGAACAGUCCUUUCACUCACAGUGGACGUCAGCAACUACUUCUGUUCCCGCGGAGCAGGCUUUGAACUUACCACUGGUGACAUCACCGACACGUUGCUCCAGAAUGAAACCGUUACCGACUACACCAAUGCCACACUAAACAGCACCUUCAAUGUUACUUUGCAAAGUCUCGGGGACGUCCUGCUCAGCUUCUCCUGCCUCAAUAGCAGCUGGGAUCUUCCUUGUACUGGCGUAAAACAGUUGCUAAAGAGUCCGCCUACUUGUAACAUCACCAGUGAUGUUGAAACAGACGACCUUGAACUUGGUACAGAGGUCACGCUGUCAGUUGACAUCAGGAACUACUACUGUUCUGAACAGGCCGGGUUCAACCUAACAACUGGUCGGGUCGAGGAAGUCCUGCACGUUGGGCAUGAAGUAUAUAACGUUUCAAGAGCCAUCUCAAACAUGACCUUCAAUACCACAACUGAGAGAUUCGGAAAAGUUCUUGUUAAGUUUUCCUGUGAUAACUACCACCUGGACCUGGUCUGCGAUGGCAUCAAGGAGCUUGUCAAAGGUCCGCCUACUUGUAACAUCACCAGUGAUGUUGAAACAGACGACCUUGAACUUGGUACAGAGGUCACGCUGUCAGUUGACAUCAGGAACUACUACUGUUCUGAACAGGCCGGGUUCAACCUAACCACUGGUCGGGUCGAGGAAGUCCUGCACGUUGGGCAUGAAGUAGACAACGUUGCAAGCGAGAUCUUAAACAUGACCUUCAAUACCACAAAUGAGAGAUUCGGAAAAGUUCUUGUCAAGUUUUCCUGUGAUAACUACGACCUGGACCUGGUCUGCGAUGGCAUCAAGGAGCUUGUUAAAAAGCUCCCUACGACAAGCGUGGCGACGACGACUCGAUCAACUAAGCCUUCAAAUACACCCCGACCAGUCGGAACACAAACAACAGUUGGCCUCUCUCCUGAAGAUCCUGGUUUUCCUCUAGCUCUCGUAGUUGGUGUCUGUGCUGGCGUGCCUGUGUUUGUCAUCAUUGUUGUCGUCGUUGUACUCAACCACAGGAAGAUCACAGCUGUUGCAAGACAAUACAUAGUCAACCGAAACGCGCAGUCUAAACCGUAUGAGCAGGGACUGGAUAACUCCACUAGUGAUCCAACACUGGACAUGACGGAUAGUGUAGCUUUCGAUGAAAUCAAGCUGGAUAAUGUUGAAAAGGUUGAUGACAGUAAACCUGAGUGAUAA
This is a messenger RNA of Haliotis rubra (blacklip abalone), 1721 nucleotides long. RefSeq lists its product as uncharacterized. The transcript has 8 exons. NCBI's taxonomy places the organism in Eukaryota, Metazoa, Mollusca, Gastropoda, Lepetellida, Haliotidae. The record is from RefSeq and is a predicted model, not a curated record. Bases 87 to 1718 code for a protein of 543 amino acids.